AUGGCGGCCGACAAUAACGAGGAUAAUCUGGCGACGCGUGAGUCUGGCGAGGCCCCGGACGAGUGGACGGAGAGUGACAGGGCGGACACGGGGGUUGUGACACAAACGGGGGACGAGGAGGAAGAGGAGGCGGAGGCGGGGGCGGAGGGGGAGGGGGAGCAGCAGGAAUACGGGGAAGGGGGGGCGGAGGCAGAAGGAGAAGAUGAGGCGCUGUUGUCGUUUCUGGAGGAGCAAGGCGAGAGUGUGACGGUCCCUCUGUACUGGUCUGCCGUGAAGAAGAUAGUCGCAGGGUACAUUCAAGCCAACGGACUGCAGAAGGGCAAGUGGAUCACAUGCGACGAUGCGUUACAAGCUCUCUGCGAUACCGAUAGAAGCACCCAGGCUCAGUUCUACUACACUCUUGCCACGCAUUACCCCGUUAAAAGCUCUAUCAAGGUGCCUCGGCGGCUGCUGAAGCGGCAAGUAGAGGAGGAGGCUGCUAAGAUGGGAGUGGGGGAGAAGGGGAAGAGGAAGGGGAAGGGGGCGAGAGGAGGAGAGGAGGAGGAAGGAGGAGAUGAGGAGGAGGAGGAGGAGGGGGGAGAUUUGGACGAAAAGGAGAGGGAUGAGCAGGGAGAGGAGGAGCAGGAGCAGGAGGAGGAGGAGAGGAAAGGAGAGGGAAGGAGGGGGGAGGAGGAGGACUCAUGGGAGAAAGAUUGGAGUUCAAGGGAAGGAGUGACACAGGAACAUGACAUGGCGGAGGAAAACGAAGAGCAGAUGAAGACUGGUAAGGAGCAGCAGCCGCAGCAGCAGCAGGAUGAGGAAGAAGCAUUUUCUCAAGACUUUGGUUCAAGGGCUAAUUCGGAGCCGAGUCCGCGAAAGAGGAAGCGCGGCCGCCCCCCCAAGGCCUCUCGAGACAACCCAUCCGCCACCACCGCUACAGCCGCCUCUACAGCCGCUGCUACAGCCACCGAACCCAACCACACCCGCUACUCCGAUCCAUUCGCUUCUGACCCCUUCUCCUCAGACCCAGACGCUCCUGAAGUCACCGACCUUUUCGCCCCCUCCCCCUCCGCCCGGGCCCAUUCGGACCCUUUCGGCCCGUCCUCCUCCGCGUUCCCCCCGGCUCCACCCGCUCCCCCCCCGGGCCCUGAGUGUGGGUAUGCGGCGGUGACGCUGGCGAAUCUGGGCGGGGUGUUUCUGAAGCGGCGGCAGCUGGAGGGGCUGCUGGCGGAUGAAGGGUUUGACCGCAAGGUGGUGGGCACCUUUGUGCGGAUCCGUGUGCCGGGCCCAGCGAACCAGACCGAGGCGUGCUACCGUCUCGUGAGGGUGACAGGUUGCACGAGUCAGACGGAGAUGUACCCCGUGGGAAAGGGCCUGACCAACAGGGUGCUGCUCAUAAUGAACCUCAAGACACCAGAGGCCACCACCAUCGACCUGGUCUCUAACUCCGACUUCACUGAGGAGGAGUGUCAGAAGCUGCGGCAGUACAUGAAUUGGGGGCUAGUGGAUCGACUCACUGUGGACGAGGUGGCAGCCAAGGAGAUCGAGCUGCACGAGCUCAAAGUGAAUCAGUCUGUUCUGAUUCGCAUCCCCCUCCUCCCUUCUCAUGUGCAUCUCCCUUCCCCUGUCCCUUCUUUCUCCUCUGACGAGGUGGCAGCCAAGGAGAUGGAGCUGCAUGAGCUCAAAGUGAACGAUUGGUUGGAUGCAGAGCGAGUGAAGCUGACCAAUCUGAGGGACAGGGCCAGAGAGCCUACUUGGACCUAA
Molecule: messenger RNA, 1743 nt
Organism: Closterium sp. Naga37s-1
Lineage: Eukaryota; Viridiplantae; Streptophyta; Zygnematophyceae; Desmidiales; Closteriaceae
Source: the annotation of a GenBank genome assembly